Messenger RNA from Zeugodacus cucurbitae (melon fly), 1799 nucleotides. Its product is annotated as NADH dehydrogenase [ubiquinone] flavoprotein 1, mitochondrial-like. The record is from RefSeq and is a predicted model, not a curated record. The transcript is spliced from 2 exons. NCBI's taxonomy places the organism in Eukaryota, Metazoa, Arthropoda, Insecta, Diptera, Tephritidae. Gene Ontology annotation, molecular function: NADH dehydrogenase (ubiquinone) activity; NAD binding; 4 iron, 4 sulfur cluster binding. The coding region runs from base 164 to 1672 and encodes 502 amino acids. Gene Ontology annotation, biological process: mitochondrial electron transport, NADH to ubiquinone.
AGUUUUAUAUUUCUAUUUGACAAUUAACGUAAAGUAUUCUGGAAAACAUGAAAAGAAAAAAUAUUCAUAAGACAUUUUAUAUUUUCCAGUAUAUUAAAUAACACCAAUUUAUUUUAGACUCAAUUAAGAUCGUGCAACUUACAGAGUUUACUUUUAGAUUGAUAUGAGCGUAUUAUAUUUACGAAAUUCGACGGUAAAAUUUAAUAAAAAAUAUGCUGUAUUGAUUUCACCUUUCCGGAGGAAAGGAGUAAAUUCUUCAGCAUCGAAAGGUUCGAGACAAACACAGGGGACUAAACCACCGCCAAAUAAAGCUCCGCCCCCAGUUCCACCCGGUGUUCCACCGCCACAAACUAAAAAGACAUUUGGCCCUCUAUCAGAUCAAGAUAGAAUUUUUACAAAUCUUCAUGGUCGCCAUGACUGGCGAUUAAAAGGUGCAUUAAAGCAAGGUGAUUGGUAUAAGACGCGAGACAUAUUAUUAAAGGGCUCAGAGUGGAUAAUAAAUGAAAUGAAAGCGUCUGGUUUGAGAGGUCGUGGUGGUGCAGGUUUUUCAACCGGUCUUAAAUGGUCUUUCAUGAGUAAACCACCGGACGGUCGGCCAAAGUUUCUUGUAGUUAACGCGGACGAGGGUGAGCCGGGCACUUGUAAAGAUCGAGAUAUUCUACGGCAUAGCCCUCACAAACUUGUGGAGGGUUGUCUUUUAGCUGGGCGAGCAAUUGGAGCCCGAGCUGCUAUUAUUUAUAUACGAGGUGAAUUCUAUAAUGAGGCAUGUAACACGCAAACAGCCAUUGCUGAGGCAUAUAAUGCCGGUUUUCUGGGUAAAAACGUAUGUGGGUCCGGUUUUGACUUUGACGUGUACAUGCAUCGUGGAGCUGGAGCUUACGUGUGUGGUGAGGAAACAGCUUUGAUUGAGUCGUUGGAAGGAAAGACUGGUAAACCGCGUUUAAAACCUCCAUUCCCUGCUGAUGUGGGUGUAUUUGGUUGUCCUACAACUGUCAACAACGUAGAAACUAUAUCCGUUGCUCCUACUAUUUUACGACGAGGGGCCAAUUGGUUUGCUAGCUUUGGUAGAACUCGCAAUUCUGGUACAAAAAUAUUUGCUAUUUCUGGGCAUGUUAAUAAACCUUGUACCUUCGAAGAAGAGUUAUCAAUGCCGCUUAAGGAGCUCAUUGAACGUCAUGGUGGAGGAGUGCGCGGCGGUUGGGAUAAUUUGUUAGCUAUUAUACCAGGAGGCUCUUCAACCCCAAUCAUACCAAAGAAAGUUGUUGAAACCGUUAUUAUGGAUUUUGAUGGUCUUUUGGCCGCACAAACGUCUCUUGGGACAGCGGCAAUUAUUAUUAUGGAUAAAUCUACAGAUGUUGUCAAGGCUAUAGCACGACUCUCUGCAUUUUAUAAGCAUGAGAGCUGUGGCCAGUGCACUCCUUGUCGGGAAGGUUUGGCUUGGAUAAACAAAAUCAUGCAACGGUUUGUCACUGGCAAAGCUAAAAUAGAGGAAAUUAAUAUGAUUUUGGAAGUGACAAAGCAAAUUGAAGGACACACUAUUUGCGCUUUAGCCGAUGGAGCCGUGUGGCCUGUUCAGGGCCUUAUGCGUCACUUUAGACCAGAAGUCGAAGCUCGAAUAAAACAGUUUGAACAAAAAACAAAAAGGAAGCAUACCGUUGGCAGAUGUGGAUGAAGAUUAUUUUUUAAAUUUUUAAUUUGCCCUAAUUCAUUAUUUAUCAAGGUAAAUUUCAAGAAUGAUCCAAUCAUCUAAAUUUGUAUCUUGACAAUAAGAACUUAAUUUGUAAUAUUCUUAAAAAAUA